Messenger RNA from Vombatus ursinus (common wombat), 1918 nucleotides. It is a transcript of the gene CDC40, whose product is annotated as cell division cycle 40. The transcript has 15 exons. Gene Ontology annotation, molecular function: mRNA binding; protein binding. The record is from RefSeq and is a predicted model, not a curated record. Gene Ontology annotation, biological process: mRNA splicing, via spliceosome. Bases 30 to 1769 code for a protein of 579 amino acids. Lineage: Eukaryota; Metazoa; Chordata; Mammalia; Diprotodontia; Vombatidae. Gene Ontology annotation, cellular component: catalytic step 2 spliceosome.
GCUGCCCCGGGAGAGUUGAAGCCGUAGUCAUGUCGGCUGCCAUCGCUGCCCUGGCAGCUUCCUACGGCUCGGGCUCGGGGUCCGAGUCCGACUCCGACAACGACACUGGACGCUGUUCCCUGCCCGCCGCCGACUCCCUUAUCCAUCUAACGAAGACCCCUUCGGCCAAUCUCUCCCUGGUGGGGACCGUGGACGCGGCGCCGGAGGUGGCGGUUAAAGAAGAUGUAGAGACUGGAGUACACCUUGAUCCUGCCAUUAAGGAAGUCCAAUACAAUCCUUCUUAUGAGACCAUGUUUGCUCCUGAGUUUGGACCAGAAAAUCCCUUUAGGACUCAACAGAUGGCUGCCCCUAGGAAUAUGCUUUCUGGAUAUGCUGAACCAACUCAUAUCAAUGAUUUCAUGUUUGAACAGCAGAGGCGAACUUUUGCAACCUAUGGUUACGCAUUGGACCCCUCAUUAGAUAAUCAUCAAGUUUCUACUAAAUAUAUUGGGUCUGUAGAAGAAGCUGAGAAAAAUCAAGGUUUAACUGUGUUUGAAACUGGACAGAAAAAAACAGAAAAGAGAAAAAAGUUCAAAGAAAAUGAUGCAUCAAAUAUUGAUGGUUUCUUAGGACCUUGGGCAAAAUAUGUAGAUGAAAAAGAAGUAGCUAAACCUUCAGAAGAAGAACAGAAAGAAUUAGAUGAAAUCACAGCCAAGAGGCAAAAGAAAGGCAAACAUGAGGAUGACAAACCUGGGGAAGAAAAGACCAUUUUACAUGUCAAAGAAAUGUAUGACUAUCAAGGCAGGUCUUAUCUUCAUGUUCCUCAAGAUGUCGGUGUUAAUCUCCGUUCUACAGUACCACCUGAGAAAUGUUAUCUUCCGAAAAAACAGAUCCAUGUUUGGUCUGGACAUACAAAGGGUGUCAGUGCUGUCAGGCUGUUUCCUCUUUCUGGCCAUUUGUUACUGUCUUGUUCCAUGGACUGCAAAAUUAAGCUAUGGGAAGUUUAUGGAGAUCGGCGCUGUUUGAGAACGUUUGUUGGUCACAGUAAAGCUGUUAGAGAUAUCUGCUUUAAUGGUGUAGGAACUCAGUUCCUCAGUGCAGCAUAUGACAGAUAUCUUAAGCUCUGGGACACGGAGACAGGUCAGUGUAUAUCAAGAUUUACAAACCGGAAAGUUCCUUAUUGUGUGAAGUUCAAUCCUGAUGAAGAUAAACAGAAUCUUUUUGUGGCUGGUAUGUCAGAUAAGAAGAUUGUACAAUGGGACAUCAGAAGUGGGGAGAUCGUGCAAGAAUACGAUAGGCAUUUGGGAGCUGUCAACACCAUUGUGUUUGUGGAUGAGAAUAGGAGGUUUGUGAGCACUUCUGACGAUAAGAGCCUACGUGUUUGGGAAUGGGACAUUCCUGUAGAUUUUAAAUACAUAGCAGAACCCAGUAUGCAUUCAAUGCCUGCAGUGACUUUGUCUCCAAAUGGGAAGUGGCUGGCAUGUCAGUCUAUGGACAAUCAGAUUUUAAUUUUCGGAGCACAGAACCGAUUCAGAUUGAAUAAGAAAAAAAUAUUUAAAGGUCAUAUGGUGGCAGGAUAUGCUUGUCAGGUGGACUUUUCCCCAGAUAUGAGCUAUGUGAUAUCGGGAGAUGGAAAUGGAAAAUUAAACAUUUGGGACUGGAAGACUACAAAACUCUACAGUCGAUUUAAAGCUCAUGAUAAAGUAUGCAUAGGUGCUGUGUGGCACCCACAUGAAACAUCUAAGGUUAUAACUUGUGGCUGGGAUGGUCUUAUUAAAUUAUGGGAUUAACCCUCAAACUUCAUUAGAGUCUUUUGGAUUUGAUGACAUAUUUAACUGCAUUUGAUUAUUAAAUGUGUUGGGUGACAAUUUAUCUUUCACAGAUAUGUGCUCUUUACACAGAAUUCUGACUCAGUACAAAUACACAAUUUGUUUUGUAA